Molecule: messenger RNA, 1006 nt
Organism: Tarenaya hassleriana
Lineage: Eukaryota; Viridiplantae; Streptophyta; Magnoliopsida; Brassicales; Cleomaceae
Product: annexin A3-like
Exons: 4
Coding region: 89-1006 (305 amino acids)
Cellular component (GO): cytoplasm
Molecular function (GO): calcium-dependent phospholipid binding; calcium ion binding
Source: RefSeq, a predicted model, not a curated record
GAGGCUAUAUAACAAACAAAGGUACAAAAAGGGAAAAGAUUCCGUUCUUGCUUUCCAAGUCAUCUCCACUUUGUCCUAGCACAAAGUCAUGGAAGUGCAUUACCUUUUGGUAGACUCGUCUUCAUCUGCCAUGGCUUCCUUCGAGAGAGAAUGCAGAGAGAUCCACGAAUCUUGCGGAAGAAAAGCCGAUUUGAUUCGAUCUUUGGCCGCGAGAACGAAGAUCGAACGCAAGCAGAUCCGAGACACCUACAAGAAAAUGUACGGUCAAGAUUUGGCAAACGUUCUUCUCCUUCAAAAGAACAGGGAAGAUGACACGAUCUCGCAUGCAUUGUGGCUGUGGAUGCUUGAACCACACGCCCGUGACGCCGUGAUAGCCCGAGAGGCCCUUGACCGAGCCGGAGAUAUCGAUUUCAAGGCCCUCGUAGAGAUAUUCUCGGGUCGGAAAUCGAAUCAUAUCGAUAUGAUCAGACAAGUGUAUCAAGAACGGUACAAGAGGAACAUUGAUCAAGACAUCGUCAACAUUGAACCUCCACACCCUUAUCAAAAGAUUCUACUGGCACUGGCAGCUUCUCACAAGGGCCACGAAGCGGAAGUGAGCGAACACAUAGCGAAAUGCGACGCGAAGAGGCUCUACGAGAGCGGGGAAGGAAGAAGAGGAGCCGUAGACGAAGCCGUCGUGGUGGAGAUCUUCACCAAACGAAGCAUUCCUCAGCUAAAACUCAACUUCUCCUUCUACAAACACAUCUACGGACAUGGUUAUGCUCAGUGGCUGAAGAAGGAAAAUCAUACGGAAUUUAAGGAGGCUGAGCUGCACGGGAGCAUAAGAGGAUUCGACAACAAGAAAGCAGAUGUAACACGGACCAUGGUGAGCAGGGGAGACAUAGACAUGGGUGAUAUCAAGAGAGAAUUCACAAGGAAAUACGGUGUUGGGUUAAAAGAUUCGAUUUCUGAGAAUAUUCACUGUGGUUUCUACAAAGACUUUCUCCUUGCUUUGGCCUCUAAUUGA